Messenger RNA from Spodoptera littoralis (African cotton leafworm), 1167 nucleotides. The record is from the annotation of a GenBank genome assembly. Lineage: Eukaryota; Metazoa; Arthropoda; Insecta; Lepidoptera; Noctuidae.
AUGCAUUCAGACAAAAUCAAGGUGCCUGCGCCGAAGAUCCAAAACAGGCAGUUUGUGAAGCCCCUCCUGUGUGGUCCAGGACCCUGUGACUACUGGCCUUCAGUUACUGAGGCCGUUGCCUACCCUUGCAUCACACCAAACUGCGAGGAAUUCUAUAAUGUGCUAGACGAAAUUCGAGCAGGCUUGCAGUACAUCUUCCAAACUCAAAGUAAACUGGUGCUGGCUAUGUCUGGAGCUGGCCACGCUGGCAUGGAAGCCGUGAUCAACAACCUGGUAGCUCCUGGUGAGACCCUGCUCAUCGCAGCGAGGGGUAUAUGGGAUCAACGCGCAGAAAUCAUCGCUAAAAGGCUGGGAAUUAAAGUCGAAGUAACCCGCGUUCCAAUGAACACUACCUUCGGCCUAGAGCAAAUAGAAACCGAAUUAAAGAGAUUGCGCCCAGCAGCCUUGUUUAUCACCCAUGGCGACUCCUCAACAGGAACGGUACAGAAAAUGGAUGGUUUAGGCCAACUUUGUCACAAGUAUGGAGCCCUACUUCUAGUAGAUACUGUGGUCUCACUUGGUGGGCACCCGUUCUUCAUGGACGAAUAUGAAGCAGAUGGAGUAUUUUCUUCAACACAGAAGGCUUUCAGUGGCCCUGCUGGAAUAUCUCCUGUAGCAUUCAGUACACGAGCUGAGGAGAAGAUAAAUAACAGAAAGCACGAACCUUCUUUCUACUUCGACGUCAAAUUAUUAGCGAAUCAGUGGAACUGUUAUGGUGAUACCAGAGUAUACCACCACACGAUGAGUCCACCAAUGCUGUGGGCUUUAAGAGCCUGUCUCCAGGAGGUCUCCAAUGCAACCCUGCCAGUGGCCUGGGCGCGUAACGCUGCGAGCACCGCACACUUCCACAAACGUCUUCAAGAAUAUGGCUUCGAGUUCUUUGUUCCGAAACCUGAGGAAAGACUGACUACUGUUACCACAGUGGUCCUCCCGAAAGGAGUUAAUUAUUUAGAGUUCACUGCUGUUUUGAGAGAAAAACAUAAUAUCCUAAUACUGGAGGGCCGUGGUCCUACUGAGGGCAAAGCCCUAAGAGUGGGCAUCAUGGGUGCUAACGCAAGAACUGAAGUAGCAGAUAUCCUGGCAGAUGCAAUGGCGGACACGUUAAAAACUAUGUUAUCGUCAUCUUAA